AUGGCUGGAAGACCGGAGAAGUGUUUGUCUUUGAUCAGAUUCAGUCUCCUCUGUCUGAAAAUGGUUACUUCAUCCAAAACAGCUCCUGAAAUACCAACUAUUGAUCAGGCGUAUUCGAAAAUCAGCAAUAGUAUCACUGUAGAGUGGACUACCGUGCCAGGCGCCACAAGUUACUUGCUCACAGCUGAAGAUGGGAACACAAUCAUUGAGACCACAGUGGCCAAUUCCCCAGGCACUGUGACCGGCCUGAAGGCUGCAACCUUGUACCAAAUCACCAUCAGAUCCAUCAGUGCCUCUGGACGAAGCCAGGCAUCAUCUCCAAAGCAAGCAAAGACAGUGCUGGCUGCACCAAUUCUGGAAGUUAGCUCUCCAAGCCCAGACUCCAUCCUUGUGAGCUGGGACAACGUCUACAUGGCGAUCGGAUUCUCCGUGUCUGUUAUGCAAGCCAAUGGCUUGGGUAGAAUUUGGAAGGAGAACACUACAAACACCUCCCUGACCUUCAGCAGUCUGGAUGCCGGGACUCUCUACACUAUAAAGGCCUAUGCGUGGAAUGCCAAUGGAAUCCCCGGGGAUGACUCCACCCGCAAUCAGAGAACCAGUCCUCGUGCCCCCACCAACAUUCAAGUCUUCUUUGACAGCGGGGCCCUAAAGGCAUCUGUUUCAUGGACCCCGACAGAAGGAGCAUUCAACUACACCGUGGUGGCAUCGGGCGAUUCUUCCCAGCGCAGCUGCAGCACGGCUCUCAGCUCCUGUAGCAUCAGUUCCUUGCAGUGCGGAACAGAGUACCUGAUUUCUGUCUCAGCAAGUAACGAUGCUGGGUCCAGCAAGUCCUCCUCGGCACCGACCCUGAAGACUGUCGCUUGUGCACCUGGAAGGGUGAUGAUCCAGGAAGAGCCCCCUGGCCACUUGUCUGUGGCUUGGUCCAAUGUGGAGCUGGGUGACUACUAUGUGGUUUUCGUGAAGAGCGAUGACGGCUUGGAGGUGCACUGCAACACCUCCCUUACCCGGUGCAACUUCUUGUCCGAGUGCGGCUUCACGUACUUCAUUAGUGUGUUUGCCUACAACAAGGCAGGGCAGAGUCCUCUGGGCGAUGUAUUCAAUUACACCACAGCUCCCUGUUGUCCCAGUGACAUCAGCCCAGUGUUGGUGUCCAGCGACAGGGUGGAAAUUGCCUGGUCUCCUGUGCGUGGCGCUGAACUCUAUGAAACCAAGGCCAUAGCUGGGUACAGCGUUGUGGCGUGCAACGACACUGCUCCUGCGUGCACCCUCUCUGCUUUGGAUUGUGACACCAAGUACAAUGUCACAGUGUAUUCCUUCAGUGAGGUCCGGGGCAGCAAUCUGUCCUGCUCUUCCCACUUUAUCACCACAGCUCCUUGCAGUCCUGAAAUAAAAAAUAUUUCGAAGGAUGCAUUCUCUAUGAUCAGUGUGUACUGGCGAUCAACUAAUGAAGGAGCCACUUACACGGUGACGGCCCAGGGGAAGACGGGGCUGUUCCAGUGCAGCAGCAUGGGGGAGACCUGCAGGAUGGGGGGCCUGCCCUGCGGCUCCAUGUUCUCUGUCACUGCUGUGGCCGAAACCCGGGCAGGAAAGAGCCUGCCCAGCUACAGUGUACCCCUGGAGACAGUGCCCUGCUGUCCAGCUGGCCUGACAGCAGCUCAGGUCACCCAGUCUAUAAUCAACGUGAGCUGGACUAUUGGGGCAGUGGCUCAAACUUAUGUGACGGUGCUGGAGUCAUACACUGGACAAUCUAAGUGCCACACCCAUCAAAACCACUGCCUUCUGGGAUGCAUCACAUGUGGCAUCAACUACACGGUGGCAUUGAAAGCCAUUAGUCCCACGGGACUGACUGCAGACUGUGCCUACCAGAGUUAUUCUUCUAGUGCCUGCUGCCCACUGGGGGUCAAAUUGUAUAGGCUUGGCCCUAAUGGCAUCCGGAUCUACUGGCAAGCCUCAAGGGGCUCUGCCAAUUAUAGCACCGACCUCUAUGGCUCCAAAGGCAUCUUUACAUGUGCCCCUCAAGCUGGUCUAAGCUUCUGUGACAUCACCAACAUCCCCUGUGGGGAUGUAUAUACCGUCAUGGUCUCACCGGUUGCUGAGACAGGACUGAAGCUUACUUUCUGCCCGAAAAAAAUAUAUUCAGUUACCUGUUCUGGUAGUACACUUGGGAUGGUGAUUUACAGAGGGAAGAGGAACGAUACAGCGAGCCCCAGGUAA
Messenger RNA from Apodemus sylvaticus (European woodmouse), 2214 nucleotides. It is a transcript of the gene Fndc7, whose product is annotated as fibronectin type III domain containing 7. The coding region runs from base 1 to 2214 and encodes 737 amino acids. The record is from RefSeq and is a predicted model, not a curated record. NCBI's taxonomy places the organism in Eukaryota, Metazoa, Chordata, Mammalia, Rodentia, Muridae. The transcript is spliced from 12 exons. Gene Ontology annotation, molecular function: protein binding.